Messenger RNA from Pseudovirgaria hyperparasitica, 1592 nucleotides. RefSeq lists its product as uncharacterized. NCBI's taxonomy places the organism in Eukaryota, Fungi, Ascomycota, Dothideomycetes, Acrospermales, Acrospermaceae. The transcript is spliced from 2 exons. The coding region runs from base 237 to 1232 and encodes 331 amino acids. The record is from RefSeq and is a predicted model, not a curated record.
ACGCCUGUCCAUCGCCGCCGCGGCAGGCUGCCCGGGAAAGCGCUAGGCCUGGAAAUGGCAUAGAAUCGCUCGUUCCCAGGUAGGUCUCGUCUCGUAGUGGAGGGGGGAGGGGGUGCCUGACAUGCGUCCUCUUUGUCUACGCAUUCAUACAUACAUACCCCUGACCGUGCCGUGCUGCUGUAUGCGCAUUCCAUCAUAACGCGCUAUUCUCUAUCGGGGUUUCCAUCAGACCCGCAAUGUGCUGGUUUCCAUUAUUCAAAUCUUCCAAGCGCCGGAAAAAGGCUCCGAGCAAAAGAGAAAGCGUGUCUGAGAAGAGCGCAUAUGACGACCAAGACGACCGUCGUCGGGGGAGGAGACAGUCGCACCAGGCGCAAAGCGCGCACUACAACACCUUUGGCGCAGCCGAUCCCCUGCGCUCACAUAAACCGCAUUUACGAGUCGACGUGCCGGAUCGAGUGAAUCGUCAUGUCCGAGUCCAUCUGCCGUCGUCGUCGACAGAAAUGCUACUAAACCCACGGCCAGAGCGCUCGCGCCAGCACCGCCAGCGACAUCACCGCUCCACCACCACUUUACGCGGACGAGGAGCGAAGCGCGAUCCUCCAGUAAAGACGAAGCGCAAGCCGCCUGGCCAGACGAAGAAAAUGCCGUCCAGCAAGUCCGCGCAGAAACAGGAGUGGCAGCGUAUCCCGUCUCCGUCAUCGGCGUCGACCUCGACCUCGUCUCGCAAACACAGAAGACACCACACGACGACACAACCGCAACAACGACAACAACAACAGCCACAGCCGCAAGACUACACUCACUACACCCAGCCCUACUAUGAAACAGCACAAUAUCGCCACUACUACGACCAAUACCGCCAAUACUACCAGCAGCAGCAGCAUUACUACACUCAAUAUCAGCAAACCCAGACCCCGGCAUAUACACGUUCACACUCUCGCACACGCUCCAAUUCCCGCCCAAACACAUCUGCCCGCCGCGCGCAGCCAACUCCCGACACGCGCUUCGCCGUGCGUGCAGCCACAAAUACCGCCCUGGAGCGCAUCCGCCGCGACGCAUUCACGCGCUCCCCACCACAGGCGCAGCAACCCGCACUCCGGCGUACGCGGGCUACAGUUGACACUGCGCAGACGCCGUUUCAUUGGGAUUGUGUGGCCGACGCAAGUUCGAGUGCCAGAGCGAGUGCGAGUGUGGGUGCGUCUGGACAGCAGAGGCGGCUGCGACGACUGUGAGGUUUAUGGAUAGAGCUUUUGAGUGGGCGUGGAGUACAGAUUAAAGGGGUUGAGGUAUAGAUUUCGUGCACAGAGAGGUUCCACUUAGGCGAUCUUCUCUUUCGUUUCCUUUCUUGGGUCUCUGGGUUUCAUCAUUUGGUGUUUACAUAGCAUAUUGACCCCCGGUGACAACAGGAGGCGCAUACAUUGUUCAUAUCAGCUAAUGCAUGGGGGUGUCCUGGAGUUAUGAUUGCACAGUUCAAGUCCGUGGCGUGAAGCUGGACGCGAGUAACAAUAUGAACUAAGAAACAUCAAGACUGCAGGUAAUUAUAGGUCUAGGUAUUGAUAUCUUAUCUUAUCACGUUACUUUUUGGUCUUCAU